Sitodiplosis mosellana (orange wheat blossom midge) is the source of this 1637-nucleotide messenger RNA. RefSeq lists its product as uncharacterized. The record is from RefSeq and is a predicted model, not a curated record. The transcript is spliced from 7 exons. The coding region runs from base 171 to 1493 and encodes 440 amino acids. Lineage: Eukaryota; Metazoa; Arthropoda; Insecta; Diptera; Cecidomyiidae.
CCGAUCAGAAUGAAUUAUUCGCGAGCAAUUUAAAUUUUUUUUUCUCGCAUUUGCCAUUCAGUUUCAAGUGCCGUAAACACCGUUUUCGAGUACUUCCUUUCGGUUUUAAGAAAGGAACGGAGAAUUACUCAUAACAACAACUCGUUUUUUUGUAUUUUUUUAUCGUUAAAAUGUUUAGUUUCAAGAUGGUUUGGACGACGAUUCUGUUAAUUUUAGUUGUUAAUAUUCAGUUCGCAUACUCACGAGCUUAUUUGUUACGAGUGGAAUCGAACGCACCAGCGAUCAAAGGUUCUGUGGUUACAUUUACAGCCGAUUUACUUGAAUUGAACGGAACGGUAGCGAAUGUGGGCGAUACAUCGUUGAAAUGGGAAUGGCUAAUCGAUGACCAUGAAAAACAAGAAUUCAAAACGACAGUGCCACAUGCCGUGUGGACGUACCAGUUUCCGCAGCAUUCCAAUAAACAUCUCAACAAAACCUAUAAAUUGGAAGUGAGUGUGGGCUCUUCGUUUCUAUUAUUUUGGUACCCAAUGGCCAGCGCUGUUUUGGAAAUCAAUGUCACAACUAUGCUAAAUGGCGAGCUCAAAUUGAGCCAAGGCGAAAAGCAAGUCAAAUCAACGAAUAUUGCCACGAAAACGUUGCUCGAUCAAAAGCUUGAAAUUCGUCGUGAGGAUUUAGAGAGUAUCCAAAAUGCCACCAGCACUGUAGUGCAUUGGUUUGUUGACUGUCAUUAUGUUCGCGACACAAAGGAAUUUAACACCCAGGAAAUAUUCACCGAACCAAAUAAAACGCACCGUAUCGAAGCAUUGAUCGAGGCAUCCUUUGAGCCACUCCCAACCAAAUCCGUUCCAACGCUCACAUCCAAAUUGAUUGCAAAUUGGCGAACGCAACACAAAGCCGAUUUGCCAUUUGUUUGUCAUAAUAAAUCAAAAGUCGCGGCCGAUCCCAACAAAGUUUACGGUUAUUUUGCCACGAACAUCACGGUUUACGACGCAAUUUCAAAUUUAGUCGUUAAUGGAUCAACAUGGAUAAACGACGGUGAUGACUAUCAUUUGAACAUUUACUGCUCUGGUUCACCCAAAUUCGAAUAUUGCUUGCGACAAAUUGACGGUCCCUACAUUCUAAAUGGGAAUGAGUCUUGCGAUGAUUGGGUCACAAUCGACGAGUGUCAAGAAAAUCUCAAAUUUCCACAAGGUGUUUUGAAUGUUAAAUCAUUCACCGUGCUAGUCGUUGUCCGCAAUCCCGUUUCAAUCGAACGAAAACUGUUCGUUGUAAACAUUACACAGCCAGUAAUUUUGGUGGCCACCGUCGUUGGUGCCGUUGUGUUUACACUGUGCAUCAUAGCAGCAGUUACAUUCUGUUUGGUGCGAUGUCUUCGCAAGAAGAGAAGCAUAAAAAGGAAGUCCAUUCGUUCGGAUGCUGAAACCACACUCAUUGGCCAAAAUCCAAACAAAGGGUCAGAAACAAAGUUCAUACCAAAUAAAGAUCGUCUUUGAACGACGUUACCAUGGAAUAUAAGGGAGUUGAAGUCCAAGAGUUACCGUAUGAAUGAUUCAAAUAGAUUGUACCUGCUCAUAACCAAAAACAUACUGUCAAUUUUUUUAUUGUUUUCAAAAUAGAAUAAAUCGAAUUAACCUAAA